UUUUGACAAUGACACGUCUUUUUUUCUACGCGAAGUUGUCAACUUGCGUCGUGUUGGAAAAAUUGCAUGUCGCUAUGUUCAGUCACGUCAGUUCUCGAAAUAAAUAAAUUGAACAUGGCUGAUACCGAGGGACAUAAACAUCGGGAAGUGAAUUUCCAUGAGAGCGAAGUGAUAGAGAAGCCAGCACCGCCGCCCGCGCCCACCGGGCCGCGCGGCGUGCAGGUCGUCAACACAGGGCCCGACCACACCUUCAUACUCGACGAAGAGGCCUUAAAGGAGCUGCUACACGAUGAGGACAUCAGGGAGCGAGCCGUGGUGGUCGUGUCCGUGGCCGGGGCCUUUAGGAAGGGGAAGAGCUUCCUGCUCGACUUCUUCCUCAGAUAUAUGCACCACAAGUACGGCAGCGGCGGCGGCGGCGGCGACUGGCUGGGAGCGCCCGACGAACCGCUACAGGGCUUCAGCUGGCGCGGGGGCUCCGAGCGGGACACCACCGGCAUCCUGAUGUGGUCCGAGAUCUUCAAGGCUACUCUAGACAAUGGGGAGAAGGUGGCGAUAAUCCUGCUGGACACCCAAGGCGCGUUCGACAGCGAGUCGACGGUGCGCGACUGCGCGACCGUGUUCGCAUUAUCCACCAUGCUGUCGUCGGUGCAGAUCUACAACUUGUCGCAGAACAUUCAGGAGGACGACUUACAGCACUUACAGCUGUUCACGGAAUAUGGCCGAUUGGCGUUAGAAGACAGCGGUCGCACACCUUUCCAGAGGCUUCAGUUCCUGGUCCGGGACUGGAGCUUCCCGUACGAGGCGGCGUACGGCGCCGAGGGCGGUAACACCAUCCUGCAGCGACGGCUAAAGGUGUCGGACAAGCAGCACCCGGAGCUGCAGUCGCUGCGCAAGCACAUAACGUCCUGCUUCUCCGAGAUCGCGUGCUUCCUGUUGCCUCACCCCGGCCUGCGGGUCGCCACCAACCCGCACUUCGACGGACGACUCGACGACAUAGAGCCCGAAUUCAAGCGAUCACUCCAGCAGCUGGUGCCCAUGCUGCUGGCUCCACAGAACCUCGUGCCCAAGCUCAUCAACGGCCAGAAAGUCAAGGCCAAGGAGCUGGUCCAGUACUUCGUGUCUUACAUGAACAUUUACAAGGGCAAUGAGCUGCCCGAACCGAAGAGUAUGCUGGUGGCGACAGCGGAAGCGAACAACCUCACAGCCGUGGCCGAGGCCAAAGAAGUGUACACCACGCUCAUGGAAGAAGUGUGCGGAGGCGCCAAACCUUACCUGCAGACACAACUGCUGGAGGCUGAACAUGGCAGGGUCCGGGACAAGGCGCUGCACGCCUUCCACUCCAAGCGGAAGAUGGGAGGGGACGAGUUCAGCCAGUCCUACUGCGAGCAGCUGGUGCGGGACUUGGAGGAACAAUUCAAGCAGUUCACCGCGCACAACGAGAGCAAGAACAUCUUCAAGGCGGCGCGCACGCCGUCCGUGUUCUUCGCCAUCGCCAUGUUCUUCUACGUGCUGAGCGGCAUCUUCGGCCUCGUCGGCCUCUACCCCAUCGCCAACCUCUGCAACCUGGCCAUGGGCGUCGCGCUGCUCACGCUAGUGCUGUGGGCGUACAUCAGGUACAGCGGAGAGAUGCGGGAGCUGGGCGUGACCAUAGACGACACGGCCAACGUGCUUUGGGAAAAUGUAAUGAAGCCGCUAUACCAAGCCGGCUUGGAGAAGGGCAUGGAGCACGCCGCCAAGGCCGCCGCCGAGAGCGCGCUCGGCCCCUCCACGCCCUCCGUCAACGGCAAGCACAAGCAGUUGUGAUGCCCGCCCAGACGGAGACAGCGCAUCACGAGCAUAUCGACCCCACACGGGUCGAAGCGAGACGGGACGCGUGUCGGCGUUGGGUCUUCAAACAGACGGUUAGUGACGCGACAUAUCGAUGACAUAUCACAGGACGCGCGUAGGGUUAAAGGUUUUGUUCGGAU
This is a messenger RNA of Cydia amplana, 1967 nucleotides long. RefSeq names its product atlastin (gene atl). Bases 67 to 1803 code for a protein of 578 amino acids. Gene Ontology annotation, molecular function: GTP binding; GTPase activity. The record is from RefSeq and is a predicted model, not a curated record. Gene Ontology annotation, biological process: endoplasmic reticulum organization; protein homooligomerization. NCBI's taxonomy places the organism in Eukaryota, Metazoa, Arthropoda, Insecta, Lepidoptera, Tortricidae. The transcript has 11 exons.